Molecule: messenger RNA, 630 nt
Organism: Phacochoerus africanus (Common warthog)
Lineage: Eukaryota; Metazoa; Chordata; Mammalia; Artiodactyla; Suidae
Product: zinc finger protein 480-like
Exons: 4
Coding region: 174-503 (109 amino acids)
Biological process (GO): regulation of DNA-templated transcription
Source: RefSeq, a predicted model, not a curated record
CGGAAGCGGAGAGCGCGGAACGGCGGUUGCUCUGCCCGGCAGUAAGUUUCUUCCUAGUGUUAAGUCUGCGCUUCCCAGCCCCUCCCCCAGCCCAUCCUCAGGGUAGGGGAGUCACUGUGGACCUUAAAUUGCAGCACCCGGCCCUCCGCCCCAAGAUUGAUCUCUAAAGACUCAUGUUGCCUGAGGAAGAAACCCAGAAGAGGAGGGAAAGGAAAGGAAAGGAGUCAGGAAUGGCUGUUUCUCGGGGACCAUUGACCUUGGAGGACGUGGCCAUCAAGUUCUCUCCGGAGGAGUGGGCCUGCCUGGACCCUGCCCAGAAGGCCUUGUACAGGGACGUGAUGCUGGAGACCUGCAGGAACCUGCUCUCCCUGGGAAAUUUAGCUCAUUUCUUGUUCUUCAUGGACUUCUUCAACAAUGUUGUUGUUGUUGUUAGUUCUCUUUGGCUGCACUCAAGAUACACAGAAAUUCCCAGGCCAGGAAUUGAACCCAAGCCACAGCAAUGACAGUGCCAGAUCCUUAACCACUAGGCCACCAGGAAACUCCUUCACUGUUGUUUCUAAUACCUGUAUUUUCUGCAAAAGUUCUAACAUUCUGGAAAUUGCAUUCUUUUUUAAAAUUUAUUUUAUUGAA